Periophthalmus magnuspinnatus is the source of this 5330-nucleotide messenger RNA. Its product is annotated as zinc finger protein 729-like. Gene Ontology annotation, molecular function: RNA polymerase II cis-regulatory region sequence-specific DNA binding; DNA-binding transcription factor activity, RNA polymerase II-specific. The record is from RefSeq and is a predicted model, not a curated record. Lineage: Eukaryota; Metazoa; Chordata; Actinopteri; Gobiiformes; Gobiidae. Gene Ontology annotation, biological process: regulation of transcription by RNA polymerase II.
GCUCUCGAGUUCUCGCGGUAUUUCGGGCCCUCUCGCGGGAGUAUCGUUGUGAAGGGCUGCAGCAGAGCUACAGGAUCCACCGGCAGAAUGGCGUUCACAUGUGACCAGUGUGGGAAGAAGUAUAAUCAGUAUUCUGCACUCAAUCGACACAUGAGAAUCCACACUGGAAAGAAACCAUUCGAAUGUGACCAGUGUGGGAAGGACUUUACUCGUCCUCAUCCACUCAAAGAACAUAUGAAAGUCCACACAGGAGAGAGGCCAUUUGAAUGUGACCAGUGUGGGAAGAAAUUUAAACAGUCUGGUACACUCAAACAACAUAUGAGAAUCCACACAGGAGAGAGGCCAUUUGAAUGUGACCAGUGUGGGAAGAAAUUUAAACAGUCUGGUACACUCAAACAACAUAUGAGAAUCCACACUGGAGAGAGGCCAUUUGAAUGUGACCAGUGUGGGAAGAAAUUUAUACAGUCUGUUGCACUCAAAGAACACUACAGAAAUCACACAGGAGAAAGGCCAUACAGAUGUGACCAGUGUGGGAAGACGUGGGCCAAGGCUUCAGCUCUCAAAAUCCACUACAGAGGUCACACAGGAGAAAGGCCAUACAGCUGUGACCAGUGUGGGAAGAAGUAUAAUCGGUCUUCUACACUCAAUCGACACAUGAGAAUCCACACUGGAAAGAAACCAUUUGAAUGUGACCAGUGUGGGAAGGACUUUACUCGUCCUCAUCCACUCAAAGAACAUAUGAAAGUCCACACAGGAGAGAGGCCAUUUGAAUGUGACCAGUGUGGGAAGAAAUUUAAACAGUCUGAUACACUCAAACAACAUAUGAGAAUCCACACAGGAGAAGGCCUAUACAGCUGUGACCAGUGUGGGAAGGACUUUACUCGUCCUCAUCCACUCAAAGAACAUAUGAAAGUCCACACAGGAGAGAGGCCAUUUGAAUGUGACCAGUGUGGGAAGAAAUUUAAACAGUCUGGUACACUCAAACAACAUAUGAGAAUCCACACAGGAGAGAAACCAUUUGAAUGUGACCAGUGUGGUAAGGAAUUUAAACAGUCUGGUGCACUUAAACAGCACAUGAGUAUCCACACAGGAGAGAGGCCAUUUGAAUGUGACCAGUGUGGGAAGAAAUUUAUACAGUCUGUUGCACUCAAAGAACACUACAGAAAUCACACAGGAGAAAGACCAUACAGCUGUGACCAGUGUAAUAAGAAGUAUAAACUGUCUGGUACACUCAAACAACAUAUGAGAAUCCACACUGGAGAGAAGCCAUUUGAAUGUGACCAGUGUGGGAAGAAAUUUACAUGGUCUGUUGCACUCAAACGACAUAUGAGAAUUCACACAGGAGAGAGGCCAUUUGAGUGUGGCCAGUGUGGGAAGAAAUUUAAACUGUCUGGUGCACUCAAAGUACACAUGACAACCCACACAGAUGAGAGGCCAUUUGAGUGUGGCCAGUGUGGGAAGACAUUUAAAGAGUCUGUUGUACUUAAACAACAUAUGAGAAUUCACACAGGAGAGAAGCCAUUUGAAUGUGACCAGUGUGGGAAGAAAUUUACAUGGUCCACUACAUUUAAAGAACAUAUGAGAAUUCACACAGGAGAGAGGCCAUUUGAAUGUGACCAGUGUGGGAAGGAAUUUAAACAGUCUGUUGCACUCAAACGACAUAUGAGAAUUCACACAGAUGAGAGGCCAUUUGAGUGUGGCCAGUGUGGGAAGACAUUUAAAGAGUCUGUUGUACUUAAACAACAUAUGAGAAUUCACACAGGAGAGAGGCCAUUUGAAUGUGACCAGUGUGGGAAGAAAUUUUCAUGGUCCACUACACUUAAAGAACAUAUGAGAAUCCACACAGGAGAGAGGCCAUUUGAAUGUGACCAGUGUGGGAAGGAAUUUAAACAGUCUGUUGCACUCAAACAACAUAUGAGAAUUCACACAGAUGAGAGGCCAUUUGAAUGUGACCAGUGUGGGAACACAUUUAAAAGCUCUAGUCACCUUCAUCGACAUAGAAGAAUCCACAGUGGGGAAAAAUACACAUGUGUCCAAUGUGGGAAAGCGUUUUCUGAUUCAUCAUAUCUCAUUAAACACUACAGAAUUCACACAGGAGAAAGGCCAUACAGCUGUGACCAGUGUGGGAAGAAGUAUAAUCAGUCUUCUACACUCAAUCGACACAUGAGAAUCCACACUGGAAAGAAACCAUUUGAAUGUGACCUGUGUGGGAAGGAAUUUAAACAGUCUGGUACACUUAAACAGCACAUGAGGAUCCACACAGUAGAGAAACCAUUUGAAUGUGACCAGUGUGGAAAUGCAUUCAACAAGGCUUCAGCACUCAAAGAACACUACAGAAUUCACACAGGAGAAAGACCAUACAGCUGUGACCAGUGUAAUAAGAAAUUUAAACGGUCUGGCGCACUCAAACAACAUAUGAGAAUUCACACAGAAGAGAAGCCAUUUGAAUGUGACCAGUGUGGGAAGGAAUUUAAAUACUCUAACAUACUCAUAAGACAUAAAAGAAUCCACACAGGAGAGAGGCCAUUUGAAUGUGACCAGUGUGGGAAGAAAUUUACAUGGUCUGUUGCACUCAAACGACAUAUGAGAAUUCACACAGGAGAGAGGCCAUUUGAGUGUGGCCAGUGUGGGAAGAAAUUUAAACAGUCUGGUGCACUUAAACAGCACAUGUGGAUCCACACAGGAGUGAAGCCAUUUAAAUGUGACCAGUGUAAUAAGACAUUUAAGCAGUCUCGUACACUCAAAGUACACAUGAAAAUCCACACAGGAGAGAAGCCAUUUGAAUGUGACCAGUGUGGGAAGGAAUUUACCUUUUCUCAUGCACUCAAACUACAUAUGAGAAUCCACACAGGAGAGCAGCCAUUUGAAUGUGACCAGUGUGGGAAGGGAUUUACAGUGCUUCAAACACUCAAAUUACAUAUGAUUACCCACACAGAUGAGAGGCCAUUUGAAUGUGACCAGUGUGGGAAGACUUUUAGACAGUCUGGUUCAGUCAAAAAGCAUAUGCGAAUCCACACAGAUGAGAGGCCAUUUGAAUGUGACCAGUGUGGGAAGACUUUUAGACAGUCUGGUUCACUCAAAAAGCAUAUGCGUAUUCACACAGGAGAGAAGCCAUUUGAAUGUGACCAGUGUGGGAAGGAAUGUACACAGUCUGGUGCACUCAAACAACAUAUGAGAAUUCACACAGGAGAGAAACCAUUUGAAUGUGACCAGUGUGGAAAUGCUUUCAUCAGUUCUUCAGCACUCAAUGUACACUACAGAACUCACACAGGAGAAAGGCCAUACAGUUGUGACCAGUGUAAUAAGACAUUUAAACGGUCUGAUGAACUCAAACGACAUAUGAGAAUCCACACUGGAGAGCAGCCAUUUGAAUGUGACCAGUGUGGGAAAGAAUUUAAACGGUCUGGUGCACUCAAAGUACACAUGACAACCCACUCAGAUGAGAGGCCAUUUGUGUGUGGCCAGUGUGGGAAGGAAUUUACUCGUUCUGAUUUACUCAAACAACAUAUGAGAAUCCACACAGGAGAUAAGCCAUUUGAAUGUGACCAGUGUGGAAAUGCUUUCAUCAGUUCAUCAGCACUCAAAGUACACUACAGAAUUCACACAGGAGAAAGGCCAUACAGAUGUGACCAGUGUGGGAAGACGUGGACCAAGGCUUCAGCUCUCAAAAUCCACUACAGAAUUCACACAGGAGAAAGGCCAUACAGCUGUGACCAGUGUGGGAAGGAAUUUAUUCGUCCUCAUUCACUCAAAGAACAUAUGAGAGUCCACACAGGAGAGAGGCCAUUUGAAUGUGACCAGUGUGGGAAGAAAUUUAAACUGUCUGGUGCAUUUAAACAACAUAUGAGAAUCCACACAGGAGAGAAGCCAUUUGAAUGUGACCAGUGUGGGAAGAAAUUUAGUAGUUCUGGUGUAUUCAAAAAACAUAUGAGAAUCCACACUGGAGAGAGGCCAUUUGAAUGUGACCAGUGUGGGAAGCAAUUUACACAGUCUGGUGCACUCAAACAACAUAUGAGCAUUCACACGGGAGAGAGGCCAUUUGAAUGUGACCAGUGUGGGAAGAAAUUUACACGGUCUGGUGCACUCAAACAACAUAUGAGAAUUCACGCAGGAGAGAAGCCAUUUGAAUGUGACCAGUGUGGGAAGAAAUUUACACGGUCUGGUGCACUCAAACAACAUAUGAGAAUUCACACAGGAGAGAAGCCAUUUGAAUGUGACCAGUGUGGGAAGAAAUUUACACAGUCUGGUACACUCAAGCAACAUAUGAGCGUUCACACAGGAGAGAGACCAUUUGAAUGUGACCAGUGUGGGAAGGAAUUUAAACAGUCUGUUGCACUCAAACAACAUAUGAGCGUUCACACGGGAGAGAGACCAUUUGAAUGUGACCAGUGUGGGAAGAAAUUUACAUUGUCCACUACACUUAAAGAACAUAUGAGAAUUCACACAGGAGAGAGGCCAUUUGAAUGUGACCAGUGUGGGAAGAAAUUUACACAGUCCAGUAAUCUUAAAGAACAUAUGAGAAUCCACACGGGAGAGAGGCCAUUUGAAUGUGACCAGUGUGGGAAGAAAUUUACACAGUCCAGUAAUCUUAAAGAACAUAUGAGAGUCCACACGGGAGAGAGGCCAUUUGAAUGUGACCAGUGUGGGAAUACAUUUAAACUGUCUGGUACACUUAAACAGCACAUGAGGAUCCACACAGGAGAGAAACCUUUUGAAUGUGACCAGUGUGGGAAGAAAUUUACACUGCUUCACACACUCAAAUUACAUAUGACUACCCACACAGAUGAGAGGCCAUUUGAAUGUGACCAGUGUGGGAAGACUUUUACACGGUCUGGUUCACUCAAAAAGCAUAUGCGAAACCACACGGGAGAGCCAUUUGAAUGUGACCAGUGUGGGAAACAAUUUAAAAGCUCUAGUCACCUUCAUCGACAUAGAAGAAUCCACAGUGGGGAAAAAUCAUACACAUGUGUCCAAUGUGGGAAAGCGUUUUCUGAUUCAUCCAGUCUGAAUAGACACAUGAGAGUUCACACCUGGCACAGACUAUACGAGUGUGACCAGUGUGAAAAGACUUUCACAACAUCACAGCAGCUCUCCAGUCACUACCGAACGCACACAGGAGACAAACCAUAUGACUCUGACGAGGGGGAAGGCUUUAAGACCUAUGAGGAACCAUCUGAAACAUCUCCAAAUCUUCCAGACGGACACACUAAUGGAGACAGAGCUGCUGAGGCUGGAUCAUGUGAGCCUAAAGUCAGACUCAAAAAGCUCCAGAUCAGACUUCAGAGACUCCAGACUGUGGAGCUCAACUCUGUGUAGAGUCAACAUAUCUU